Messenger RNA from Anneissia japonica, 1053 nucleotides. RefSeq lists its product as uncharacterized. NCBI's taxonomy places the organism in Eukaryota, Metazoa, Echinodermata, Crinoidea, Comatulida, Comatulidae. The transcript has a single exon. The record is from RefSeq and is a predicted model, not a curated record. The annotation marks the transcript as partial.
AUGUGUUUACCAGGUUCAUCAUGUGAAGGCAGAUGCGGCUCUCUAUUGGGUAUUACAACUACGUGUAGUUGCGAUGCUGAAUGUUCAGUGUUUGGGGACUGCUGCUACGACGUCUCUGAAACAUGUCAGCUAGUGACACAAAACAGAACAAUAAUCCAACAUGAGACAACAUUAGUAAAAGAGACUAUGUGUUUCAAAACUGAUCCAGAAAACUCCAAGAUAGGAUAUCACGUCAUCUCGACGUGUUCAAACAAAUCAAGUGACACAACACUUAGGAUAACAUGCGAACAACCGGACGCACGUAAUAUUAUACAGCAGAUCCUAGUAACCGAUUAUCGCGGAAAUGUAUAUAGAAACAUUUAUUGCGCAGCAUGUGACGGCAUCAAGACGACAGACGUAGUUGCUUGGCAUGUAGCCGCUUCGUGCAAUUCAAGGGACGUUGAACGUCAUUUGACGAAUGUCUCAACAACAAUUAAUCCGGAAACGAUGUUGCACAAAAAACUGGGACAAAAUGUAACUUGUUUUUCAUACAAAUACACACCACCAACAAACAACACAAAACCUCCCCGGCCUUGCCAUUAUAUGCAACGAAUAGAAACGUGUGCUCAGCUUGGUGACAAAGAACAAGUUAAAAUAGGAUGUGCCGCUUACUCGGCCACAGUGUAUGUUGAUGACACUGCAUAUAAGAAUCCUCAUUGUGUCAUUUGUAACGAUUUUAAUUCAUAUAGUUGCCAUCCUACUACGGUUAAACCAUUGGAAUUAAAAAAGCUUUACACAACGUUAAAUGUGCUAGUCAAUUUUGCUGAAGGAAAAAUCAGCUUAACAACGAAACACAUUGAGUACACGGAAAUUAUGGAUUGUGGAAUAUUUAAAGUCAAUAAUUACAUCAUGGAAGAAUGCAUAGACCUGCAAUGUGGCAUUGGCUAUGCUUUAUCUGGAUCAUCAUGCAUUGUCAGUCAAGAUCCCAUGCAAGAAACUCCGCACCAAUGUAAUAUGAAACCUCCUAUUAUCGCUAAUCGAAUGUUCUGCUUGUGUCAAAGUAACAAGCAACUU